CGCAACUACAGACUUUAAAUGUUUCUGGUACAUCCUUUGCAUAAGGAAACAUUUUAAAUAACACGCCUUCCCCCUUUUCCCUUUAAAAAAGGAUGAGCUGAAAUCUCGCGAGCUCUACCCCCCGUUUGGAACUCAUGCUACCAGUCGGUAUCUGAAUGCCUUACUGCAGUGUGUAUUGCAGCGAGGAUGCAAUGGGAGUCUAGGAGGAGUUGCACCAAGGUCAAUGCAGCAUCCACUCUAAAACAUAACACCGCGGAUUUGAUUCACUUUCGUACAAGUGUGCUGAAAGCGAGAGGACCGUGAAGCGUUUUGAAGAUUCGUUUGCCAGGGCUGAAAGUUGAUACCUUUUUCCCUCUGUAGUGUAUAUAACGUUAGUGAGGCAACUAGCAAGCCAUCCUUCUCCAUUCGUAGCUCUCCGCAUGUCUGGACUACCUUUUCUCAAUUCGGAUGCACUGCGUUUCUGUUGGAGCGAAUAUCCAGACGGUCUUCCUCCACUUGGGUGGCAUCAGGAGUGUUCGCUAACUUUAUGUCGGAAAUAAUUUGGUUUUAGCAGCAGUGUAGCUUUGCUAUUGUACACGAGUUGUGCUGGACAUUUAGCUAGCUAGGUUUGUCUCUGCAAGCUCGUCCAUUCAUCAGUAAUAUUUGCAAUGUCAGCGCCAUCCUCUACGCCUCCCGUUCAGGAAGAGAAACAGGCGCCAGAAAAUGAGGGACUGGCCGGGAAUACAGGUUUGGAGAUCGCCGGCCCGACACCCAGCUCGAGCCGGUUCCAGGUGGACCUAGUGGCUGAAGCAGCCAGCGCCGCUGAUAAAACGCCCAGCACGGAUUCCACGCUUGCAUCUGGCGACAAAGCCACCCCCGAAGGUUCGGAGCCAGCGGCGGGCGGUGAGGCAAAAGGCCGGUUCCGAGUGGUAAACUUUAUGGAUCCCAGUGGAGCGAGCCCACCAGAAGUAGUGCCCGCUGAAGGCUUCCAGAAUGGAGACACCGUAAUGAGCGAGGGCAGCCUGCAUUCUUCGACAGGAGGCCAGCAUCACUACCACUACGACACCCAUACAAACACCUAUUACCUGAGGACUUUUGGCCACAACACCAUCGAUGCUGUGCCUAACAUAGAUUUCUACCGGCAAAGUGCUGCUCCGCUGGGAGACAAGCUGAUAAGACCCACCCUUUCGGAGCUGCACGACGAACUUGACAAGGAGCCAUUUGAGGAUGGCUUCGCCAACGGGGAUGAGCUGUCACCGGCCGAGGAGGCCGCAGCCAAGGAGGCGGCCGAGCCUAAGGGAGCGGUCAAGUUCGGGUGGAUCAAAGGGGUGCUGGUGCGCUGCAUGUUGAACAUUUGGGGCGUGAUGCUCUUCAUCCGCAUGUCAUGGAUCGUGGGCCAGGCGGGAAUUGUUCUCUCCUGUGUGAUCGUUCUCAUGGCAACAGUUGUGACCACCAUCACUGGCCUUUCGACCUCAGCGAUUGCAACUAACGGCUUUGUACGAGGAGGAGGGGCAUAUUAUCUGAUAUCCAGAAGUUUGGGGCCAGAGUUUGGCGGCUCCAUUGGUCUGAUCUUUGCCUUUGCCAACGCUGUGGCUGUCGCCAUGUACGUGGUGGGCUUUGCCGAGACGGUUGUGGAGCUCCUCGGAAGCGUGGAUUGCAUUAUGACAGAUGAGAUCAAUGACAUCCGAAUCAUCGGCACCAUCACCAUCAUCCUUCUUCUGGGUAUCUCCAUGGCAGGAAUGGAAUGGGAAGCUAAGGCUCAGAUAUUCCUGCUGGUCGUUCUGAUCACGGCCAUCUUCAACUACUUCAUUGGCUCCUUCAUCCCACUCAAGUCCAAGGAGUCGCAGGGCUUCUUUGGCUACGACAGUGCGAUUAUGAUGGAGAACAUGGGUCCGGACUUCCGAGGCACAGAGUCGUUUUUCUCCGUCUUUGCCAUCUUCUUCCCUGCAGCCACUGGCAUUCUGGCCGGCGCCAACAUCUCAGGAGAUCUUUCUGACCCACAACUGGCCAUUCCAAGAGGAACACUCUUAGCCAUUCUGAUCACUGGCAUUGUCUACCUUGGGGUUGCCAUUUCUACUGGCUCUUGCAUUGUGAGAGACGCCACAGGAAACGGCAAUGACACACUCAGCACACAGUUCAUGGCCAACUGCACUGACGCCGCCUGCAAAUUUGGCUAUGACUUCUCCUACUGCAAGGGUGAUGACGGCCACUACAACUGCAGAUACGGACUCCAGAACGACUUCCAGGUCAUGAGCAUCGUGUCCGGGUUCAGCCCCAUCAUUACCGCCGGAAUCUUCUCCGCCACUCUGUCCUCUGCCCUGGCCUCUCUGGUCAGCGCCCCCAAAGUGUUCCAGGCUCUAUGCAAAGACAACAUCUACCCCGGCCUUGAGAUGUUCGCCAAGGGAUAUGGCAAGAACAACGAGCCCCUUCGCGGCUACAUCCUCACCUUCUGCAUCGCUCUCGCCUUCAUCCUCAUUGCCCAGUUGAACAUUAUUGCUCCCAUCAUCUCCAACUUCUUCCUGGCCUCCUAUGCUCUCAUCAACUUCUCUGUAUUCCACGCCUCUCUGGCCAACUCUCCAGGGUGGCGCCCCAGCUUCAAGUUCUACAACAUGUGGGUGUCCCUGGCUGGAGCUGUGCUGUGCUGCGUGGUCAUGUUCGUCAUCAAUUGGUGGGCAGCCCUGAUGACCAACGUUAUUGUCAUGGGCCUCUACAUCUACGUGAGCUACAAGAAGCCCGAUGUGAACUGGGGCUCCUCGACCCAGGCUCUGACAUACCAUCAGGCCCUGACCCACAGUCUGCACCUCAGCAGUGUUGAGGACCACAUCAAGAACUUCAGACCCCAGUGCUUGGUGAUGACGGGAUACCCCAACUCCCGUCCGGCUCUGCUCCAUCUGGUCCACGCCUUCACCAAGAACGUGGGCCUGAUGAUCUGUGGCCAUGUGCGCACGGGCUCCAGAAGACCCAACUUCAAAGAGCUGUCCAAUGACCAGACACGUUACCAGCGCUGGCUGCUGAAAAACGAGACCAAGGCUUUCUACACCCCUGUGUUUGCCGACGACAUGAGACAGGGCACCCAGUAUCUGUUACAGGCUGCCGGACUGGGUCGCCUGAGGCCCAACACUCUGGUGAUUGGCUACAAGAGUGACUGGAGGGACGGAGACAUGAUGAACGUGGAGACCUACAUCCACAUGAUUCACGAUGCCUUUGACUUCCAGUACGGUUCCGUGGUCUUCAGACUGAAGGAGGGACUAGACGUAUCCCACAUCUCAGAACAAGAUGACCUGCUGUCGUCACAGGAGAAGACGUCAGGAAUGAAGGAUGUGGUGGUGUCCAUCGACAUGAAGGACUCUGACGGAGACUCGUCCAAGCCUCUGUCCAAGGCCACCAGUGUCCAGAACAGCCCAGCCAUGCAGAAAGACAAGAGCCCCCAGAGGUUGAACGUGGCUGACCAGAGGCUGCUGGACGCCAGUCAGCUGUUCAAGAGGAAACAGGGCAAGGGCACCGUGGACGUCUGGUGGCUCUUUGACGAUGGUGGCCUUACCCUGCUCAUCCCCUACCUGCUCACCAACAAGAAGAAGUGGAAGGACUGCAAGAUCCGUGUCUUCAUAGGAGGCAAGAUCAACAGGAUCGACCACGACCGCAGAGCGAUGGCCACCCUGCUCAGCAAGUUCAGGAUAGACUUCUCCGACAUCAACGUACUAGGAGACAUCAACACCAAGCCCAAGAAAGAGAAUGUUACUGCUUUUGAAGAGAUGAUAGAGCCGUACCGGCUGAAUGAGGACGACAUGGAGCAGGAUACGGCGGAGGCACAGAAGGCCAGCGAGCCCUGGAGGAUAACCGACAACGAGCUGGAGCUCUACAGGGCCAAGACUAAUCGUCAGAUCAGACUGAACGAACUGCUGAAGGAGCACUCAAGCACAGCUAACCUCAUUGUCAUGAGCAUGCCCUUGGCCAGAAAGGGAGCGGUGUCCAGUGCUCUCUACAUGUCCUGGCUGGAGACUCUGUCCAAGGAUCUGCCUCCCCUCCUCCUGGUGCGUGGAAACCACCAGAGUGUCCUCACCUUCUACUCAUAAACACACACAUGCUGCCUUUGGGACCUCCCAUCCCUACCCCAGCCCUAACUAAGACACGCACACAUAUUCUUCAAAGAAGGUAGAAAUAGUAGCAAUUGAUGAUAAUAUUAAUAAUGAUAAAGGAUAUGGUGUUGCUGUGGACAUCCAGCCUCUUACACUACAUGAUCAAAAGUAUGUGGACACUGCUCGUCAAACAUCUCAUUCCAAAAUCAUGGACAUUAAAAUACAGUUGGUCCCUUUGCUGCUAUAACAGCCUCCACUCUUCUGGGAAGACUUUACACUAGAUGUUGGAACAUUCCUGCGGGGACUUGCUUCCAUUUAGCCACGAGCAUUAGUGAGGUCGAGCACUGAUGUUGGGCGAUUAGGCCUGGCUCGCAGUCGGCAUUCCAAUUCAUCCCAAAUGUGUUCGUUGAGGUUGAGGUCAGAGCUCUUUGCAAGCCAGUCAAGUUCUUCCACUCCGAUCUCGACAAACCAUUUCUGUAUGGACCUCGCCUUGUGUACAGGGGCAUUGUCAUGCUGAAACAGGAAAGGGCCUUCCCCAAACUGUUACCACAAUGUUGGAAGCACAGAAUGUCAUUUUAUGCUAUAGCAAUAAGAUGUCCCUUCACUGGAACUAAGGGGCCUAGCCCAAACCAUGAAACAGCCCCAGACCAUUAUUCCUCCUCCACUAAACUAACAGUUGGCAGGUAGCGUUCUCCUGGUAUCAGCCAAACCCAGAUUCGUCCGUCGGACUGCCAGAUGGUGAUUCAUCACUCCAGUUUCCACUGCUCUACAGUCUGCUCGGCCAUGGAAACCAAUUUCAUAAAGCUCCUGACGAAGAGUUAUUUUGCUGACGUUGCUUCCAGACGCAGUUUGGUACUCGAUACUGAGUGUUGCAACUGAGGACAUACGAUUUUUACGCACUUCAGCACUGUGGCCUACAACUUCACGGCUGAGCCGUUGUUGCUCCUAUACGUUUCCACUUCACAAUAACAGCACUUACAGUUGAUGGGCAGAUCUAGCAGGGCAGACAUUUUACGAACUGAAUUGUUGGAAAUAUGGCAUCCUAUGACGGUCCCAUGUUGAAAGUCACUGAGCUCUUCAGUAAAGCCAUUCAAUUGCCAAUGUUUGUCUAUGGAGAUUGCUUGGCUGUGCUCAAUUUUAUACACCUGUCAGCAAUGGGUGUGGCUGAAAUAGCCGAAUCCACUCAUUUUAAGGGGGUGUCCACAUACUUUUGAAUAUAAUGUAUGUGAAAGGGCAGUCAGUCAGUGAAGUCCCCACUACUCUUUUGAAACUGGAGACUGAAGAACACGUGGGAGUUAUUUCCUGCACAUUCAACCUAACGUGAAAAGAAGUGCACAAUUUAAUUUACAAAGUUGAUUUCCUCUCUGGCUUGAAAGAGCCUGUUCAUGCUUCGCACUAUUUUGUUAUUACUAUUAAUAUUGUUAUUAUUAUUCCGAUUCUUCUUGAUGUCAUGUUAAGUUAUAGAUCAUUUUAUAUUUUUUUCAAUGCAGCAAUAAUCGCCCUCUUAUAUUUCCUUUUCUUGUGUUGGGAGAGAGGCAUGUCAAAUGCUUUGCAACACUUUUUAUUGCCUUAUGUAUGUGCCUUCCAGUUGAAAUCAAUAAUUAAAUUAUUAAUCGCUCUACCCAGAUUGAACGGUAUGAAAAAUGUAUAAUAGCUAUUUUUAUUAGGUUUUAAAUGUAAUCUUUGUUUUUAUUGAGGAUUUUUAUGGUAGUGGAUUGAUUGUAGGAGGUUAGCAGAGUCUCCACUUGAUGGCAUCAAAAUAUUUCUCUGGUGUUUAUUUUCCUCCUUCCUCCAUCCCUAAAUUAUUUCCUGUUUUUUUUAAUGGCCUCUGACUUUAUUGUCUAUCGGUUUGUUUGUCUUCCUUUUAAGCUGUGUAGUACCCUCUACUUAAUACUAGAGGCAAUCUGCUUCAAUUCUGAAAGUUGAUUGGAUGAUGUCGAAGAAUUGUCUCUUAACAGAAAGCAUCCACGGGUCUAUAAUUUGAAGUUCUAGGGUUCUUAUUUCCACACUGUGUCAGAAAUGACUGCAGUUGGCUAGAAUUGGGCUUAGCUUCUGAUUAGCUUUGCCAUGCUAAAGAGCCAGUUGUCUCACAACAGCUGCUAACACAAACAAGUGUUUAACCAAAAACAAGUUCUUAGUCCAAGUCUCCUUUGGACUCAAGUAGGUCCCCACAUUGAAGUCUCACCAUAUUGGAAUCUAUCGGCUGAAUCCUAACUUCAGAUGCUCCAAUUUUACUCAAACUUUUUUGCGGAAUUCGUGUAUCGAUGUCCAUAGGAGACUUGAAAGUAAGUUACUUAUGCAUAUCUCAAAUUAGGACACGGCCCCUCGGGUUCCCCACAUUGGAGUGACUCUAUGAAGGAACUGGUCUAGCCCUUACAACCGCGAAUUAGACUUUGCCUUAAUGCUAGAAGUAAUGAUUGUUGUCAUUGUCUUUCUCUUAUAAGCCGUACUGGCUGUAUGAUUGAACUAGUGGGUCAAUGCAGAUGUAGCUAUAGAGGAGUAUUGCAUAAAGAAGAAUGUACUGUCACUCUACUUUAUCCAGUAUUUUAAAAACAAUUCUGUAUAUGUAUGUACCAUUUUAUUAUUAUUGUUUCCAGUUCAAGAAAGCCCCCCUUAGUCUGUUACAUGGAACAGUCUGGAAUUUGUGCUUGCUUUAGGUUCAACCAUUGAUAGAAAAGUGCCGUUUCGUGUCAGUUUUUUCUCCAGUAGUGGAGGCAUUAGCUCAUUCUGCCUCAGACAAUGGUACCUGGACAUACUCUGAUGUAGACUGUUUUUACGUAUUCCACUAAACAGUGGACCGGAGUCCUUCAUGCCCACAUGUCUGACUGUUUGUCUGCUUGCCGUGAUGUACAUUGGACUAGUAGCCUCAAUUCUCCUCUGUUCGUUUCUGUUCAAUGCAAAAACGACUCCCACUCUGUCUGGUCUGUGAAGAUGAGUAGGCACUUUGCUGAGUAUCUUUCCAUGGCUGUUCUUUUUGGGUGUUCAAAAGAGGGGAAAUUGUUGAUAGAAGAUAUGGAUCAGCAUGUUUCAAGAGGGCACUGAUACAUACCUCUAAGCAGGUGAGCUACUGUAAUAAGGUAUUGGGAUAAAAUUCAUGGUUUAUUUGAAGGGUCCCUCAGUUCAUUUUUGGACAAUUUAGGCUGGCCCAUAAACCUACUGUCAGCACACUUUGCCAUUGUUCCAGGAGAAUUAAAGUUGUGGUGCGUACCAUGUGGGGCCUUUCUCACAGGGGUGAAAUGUCCCAAAGCAAAGGGGCAUGUUAACUGUUUCUUUAACUUGUGAAUGAGGGUUUUAUAAUAACUGCCGAAAGCUACUGGAUCAAAACAGGGUUAUUUGCGUUUAUAAUGUACAGUAUUGCCCACGCCUUACCCAACACGCUGUCUAUAGGUCAUAACAUUUAAGGCCAACCACGUCAUUGCCCCUCUCUUCCCUAGUUCUUAUCCUUUAUGCAAUUUCUAAAAAGAAAAAUGAAUGACUUUUUAGGCAGGAGGUUUGGGUCAGUUGAAUGUAAAUCUGAUAAACACUAAACGGAGAGUUACUUUUAUUUUUUACUUCUACAGUGCCGAGUUCAAUGUUUUUGCUAAAAGCUACAUCCUUUUAGAUUUCAGUCCCACAUGGAAAUCCAGGUGCAGUGUGCUUUGUAUUUCAGGCUCAAUCAACUAUUCCCACCCACACGACUGCAUCUCACCGUUCCGUGUCCUUUAUCUAGAGAAUGACUACGCCAUGUGAUUGUGAACGAAUAUAUACACAUAUAGUGUAAAUAUACUCAUGUAUAAAAUUAUUUCUUUGAAAUAUGUACAAAGCAUGUAAAACCUUUUUUUUUAAAUGGGUGGGGGAUUGUAAAGCUUUUUAGAACCCAGAUGAUCUUACUUACCAAAUCUGUUCUGUGUAUCGGUGAGUAAACCACUCAACCCUCAGUUACUAUACAAAGCAACAAUGUCACAAACAAAACACGGGUUACUCUACAUUUAUAUUGAAAUAUAUAAAUAACACAAUGUGUGUCAAUACAACCGGGCGGGGAUUUUUGUCAUGAGUGUGUUCUUUUUUCCCAUCUAUGUAUAGGUGUGAGGAGAGGAAUACUAUAACGUCCUCAAAAGUCAUUAUUUAGCCGAAACCUGACACUACUGUGCUCUGUCCAAGAGACCAAAACAUGUUGCCUGUAACAUGUGGCCUAGCCAUGUUGAGAUGUCGUCCUCCUCUGUAUUUGUAUUGAUAUGCUGUACUGUUAACUGUCACAUAUAUGCUUUUUUCAAACAUUUGAACAUACUUUGUACAUGUUUAUUGCAUUAAAUCAAAUGAAAUCAAUCA
Molecule: messenger RNA, 8363 nt
Organism: Oncorhynchus kisutch (coho salmon)
Lineage: Eukaryota; Metazoa; Chordata; Actinopteri; Salmoniformes; Salmonidae
Product: solute carrier family 12 member 2-like
Exons: 26
Coding region: 648-4052 (1134 amino acids)
Biological process (GO): chloride transmembrane transport; ammonium transmembrane transport; cell volume homeostasis
Cellular component (GO): apical plasma membrane
Molecular function (GO): sodium:potassium:chloride symporter activity; ammonium channel activity
Source: RefSeq, a predicted model, not a curated record